Molecule: messenger RNA, 514 nt
Organism: Heterocephalus glaber (naked mole-rat)
Lineage: Eukaryota; Metazoa; Chordata; Mammalia; Rodentia; Bathyergidae
Product: small ribosomal subunit protein uS2
Biological process (GO): translation
Cellular component (GO): small ribosomal subunit
Molecular function (GO): structural constituent of ribosome
Source: RefSeq, a predicted model, not a curated record
AUGCAAAUUUUAGAACGUUUUACUGAAAGGAAUCUUAGCAAUCUUUUUAAGAAUGCGUACAUUCACACGACACAGUACAAUUCGGAAAAGGGGGCUCACUCAGUAGGGCUGAUGUGGUUGAUGCUGGCCCGGGAAGUGCUACUCAUGCGUGGCAUCAUCUCCCGCGAACACCCGUGGGAGGUCAUGCCUGAUCUAUACUUCUACAGGGAUCUCGAAGAGAUCAAAGAAGAAGAGCAGGCUGCUGCUGAAAAGGCUGUGACCAAGGAGGAAUUCCAGGGCGAAUGGACCGCACUGGCUCCGGAGUUCGCUGCUGCUCAGCCUGAGAUUGCAGACUGGUCUGAGGGUGUGCAGGUGCCCUCUGUGCCCAUUCAGCAGUUCCCCACAGAAGACUGGAGUGCUCAACUAGCCACGGAAGACUGGUCUGCAGCCCCCACUGCUCAGGCCACCGAGUGGGUAGGAACCACCACUGAGUGGUCUUGAGCUGCUUGUUCUGCAGACACUUACGCAAAAUGGA